Molecule: messenger RNA, 1079 nt
Organism: Caenorhabditis elegans
Lineage: Eukaryota; Metazoa; Nematoda; Chromadorea; Rhabditida; Rhabditidae
Gene: C31H1.2
Product: Protein quiver
Exons: 10
Coding region: 18-1049 (343 amino acids)
Source: RefSeq, marked reviewed
UUCAUUGUCAACAAAAUAUGAAUUAUAACAAAACAUUUUACAUUGGUGUGAUGCUAAUACUAAUCGGAUGCAAAUUAAAAAUCACAUCAUCUGAAAUUCAACUUUUAAGUAUGAAGAGAACUUUUUUCGUAUGCCACGUGACAUAUGGUAAUUCGACGGCAGCAGAUUCAGUGGUUCAGGAGGGAACUGAAAUGUGUGAAUUUACGAAGAAACAGAGUAGUUGUGUAUUCAUUGCAAGGCAUUGGAGAGAUAAAGGGAGCUAUAAUAAAAGUGACAAAUAUCAGGAAAAUGGUUGUGGAAAUUGUCCAGUAACAUCGAAUGAAAUUUGUAAUUUGGCUCGUCCGAAACGUGAUGGAUAUGAUGUCAAGACUGUCUGCUGUUGCAAAUCUCCCAAUUGUUUGACAACACUCUACAAGGACUCAGAAAUUGGAUGGAAAAUUGAAAAUUCCAAUGAGUCGUGUGCAGCUGCUAGUUAUGAUAGUCAUCGAGUGCCCCGCUGGAUAGGAAAAUAUGAAUAUGAUAGGCCACAGUUUCAGUUGGAAAAGUCAUGUUUCAUGGCAAUAAAACCAUUAAAUUUCACGGAUUUGCGAACAGAAAGAAGAAAAAGUCGCAUUUUGUUGGAGAUGGGAUAUGGAUGUCCGUUCGAAAUGACAGAUGACCAAACACAAGUUUCAAUCCAACGGAAUCACACUUAUUACUGUUGCAAAGGACCUUUCUGUAAUCAAGAAUUAUAUCGAAUGAUUGGAUUUGAAUUGAUUCAAAAUACUAUUUUAUUUGAGGAGGAACAGGAGUUCUUCCGUCGACUACGAUAUGAAAAAGAAUACUACAAAAAUCAAAAUUUCAUCGACAAUCCACAUUACUCCUAUCCAAAAUCUGUAUUUGAUGCUCUUCGAUUGAACUGGACAAUAAUUGCAUUCUCCACUGUAUUCUUUGUUGUCAUUUUUUGUUCACCGAAAAAUAUUGAAACUCUUCCUCCAGUUGUACAUAGGAAUUUCGAUAAAACGGAAGAGUAUCAGGAUGAUGAUGAUCUGGUUUUCGGAGAGCUAUAAAUUUCUCUUUUGAAUGAAAUUGUGUUUCAA